Messenger RNA from Trichosurus vulpecula (common brushtail), 1443 nucleotides. It is a transcript of the gene DNAL4, whose product is annotated as dynein axonemal light chain 4. Bases 197 to 511 code for a protein of 104 amino acids. Gene Ontology annotation, cellular component: dynein complex. The record is from RefSeq and is a predicted model, not a curated record. Gene Ontology annotation, biological process: microtubule-based process. Gene Ontology annotation, molecular function: dynein light intermediate chain binding; dynein intermediate chain binding. The transcript has 4 exons. NCBI's taxonomy places the organism in Eukaryota, Metazoa, Chordata, Mammalia, Diprotodontia, Phalangeridae.
CUUGUUUCCCUCCUUGACAACGGCUGGGAGGCGGCGGCUGAGGCGGCGCUGGGGCCCCGGCGGCGGGAGCAGCAGUGUCCCCUGGGGGGGACCAUUUUCUCCUGCCUCCUUAGCCUUCCCGGCUCGCCCUAAUUGCUACCAUUAGCGCCUCCCCUGGAGCACUCCUCUUUCCCCAGCUGCUCACAGUGGAAGGAUCAUGGGAGAAGAAGGCAAGAAAGAUGAACCAGAUUAUAAGAGGCUGCAAACCUUUCCUCUGGUCAGACACUCAGACAUGCCAGAAGAGAUGAGAGUGGAGACCAUGGAGUUAUGUGUCACCGCCUGUGAGAAGUACUCCAACAACAAUGAGAGCGCUGCCAAGAUGAUCAAAGAGACCAUGGACAAGAAGUUUGGCUCCUCCUGGCAUGUGGUGAUUGGCGAAGGCUUUGGCUUUGAGAUCACCCACGAGGUGAAGAAUCUGCUGUACCUGUACUUUGGGGGCACCCUGGCCGUGUGCGUCUGGAAGUGCUCCUGACACAGGCCCCACCCCACCCCCCACGUCCUGCCCUGUCCCUAUGGCUUCCACUGGGUGGGGCAACCUCAGGCAGGCCCUGGCUUUGGAAGGGAAAUGUGGGGUCUUCUUUUUUCUGUGUGUGUGUGUGUGUUCAUGCGCAUGUGCCCAUCUGUGUGCAUGUGCUUACGUGUAUGUGUGUGUGUGUGUGUCCUUGUGUCUGCCGUCUCACUCCAAGAGUUGGGAUGUGGGGGCAACAGGCUCGAGGGCAGUCGGGGAGGGGAGACUUUCCUCUUGGAAAGAUUCCCCCAAUCGGAGCCUGAGCCAGUCACGAAGGGAGGAGGGCCUGGGGCUGCCCCUGGCUCCUCGGAGCUUCCCUUCCCACAGCCUUUCAAGAGGCCACCCUGCCUGCUGGGGAAGGAGCUCUUACUUCCUCCUCUUCACUGGCCAGAUUCAAGUGGCUCAAAGACCGAACCUCUCCUCAGGGGGACUAGUGAUUGCUGCCCUUUCUUGGCUCCCCAAGAAGUGGGGAAAUAGCAGGACCUCCCCACUUGGCCUCCUAGUUUACUCACCCACUGCAUCUUAAGUAGACUGACAGUGGAAGCAGCCACCCCCUCUGGGGGCCUUUCCCCCCUCUUCUCCUCACCUCUCUCCAUGAGGCCAGUUCUGCCUUUUUACACCUCCAUAGCUACUGGCAGGGGGGCUGGAAACCCUCCAAGUCACGGAAGGGGCACCAGGUUUGGGGGUGUCAGCGGCCCCCAAGGCUGCUAGCUACUUAGUCAUCAGGGACCCUGUAUAUUUGUACGACCUAUUUCUCUGUCUUGGGUUUUCUAUGUGAUUUUUGAGUGUGGGUUGGAGAGGGCAUUUAGUAGAAAGAAGAACUAACUGUAUUUUACACAACAGUCUUAUUUAUAUGAAUGUUUUUGGGUUUUAUGAUUAAAGUUACCAGAAACAGA